Molecule: messenger RNA, 1415 nt
Organism: Prunus dulcis (almond)
Lineage: Eukaryota; Viridiplantae; Streptophyta; Magnoliopsida; Rosales; Rosaceae
Exons: 1
Coding region: 66-1142 (358 amino acids)
Source: RefSeq, a predicted model, not a curated record
ACAUGUUUCAAGAGAGAAACAAGUCCUCAAAGUAAAUCAUAUAGUUCAAAGCUUCAGCCUAAGAAAUGGCCGGCUAUGAUUACGGUUAUAGAUCAGGUUACUCUAACAGCAAGGGGGCAGGACCACACCCAAAUGAAUGGAGCAAGACAAGCUAUGCAGAUGAUGAGUGUCGUACAGUCAUCGUUGAUGCUGACGGAACACAAAGAACAAUCAUUGGUUGCACUCCCCUCCAUAAUCCAGGGGCCUAUGUAACAAAAACUGAGACAAUCAUUCAGGAACGUAUUCUCUCACCUGCGUUCCCGGCUGCAUACAAGCAUAGCUCUCCUCCCACAGUGGUUGUUGAACCAGUGAAACAGUACGGGUAUGCUGAUGACAAAUGGCGUAGGCCUUCAAGCCCUGUGAAAGGUUACGGCUACUCUGCUGACGAUCACAAGCUGCGCAGGCCUUCAAGCCCUGAGAAAGGUUAUGGUUAUUCUGUUGAUGAUCACAACAAGCUGCGUAGGCCUUCAAGCCCUGUGAAAGGUUACGGUUAUCCUGUUGAUGAUCACAACAAGCUGCGUAGGCCUUCAAGCCCUGUGAAAGGUUAUGGUUAUCCUGUUGAUGAUUACAACAAGCUGCACAAGCCUUCAAGCCCUGUGAAAGGUUAUGGUUAUGCUGCUGAUGAUCAAAGGUUGCGCAGGAAUUCCAGCCCCGAACAUGAUUAUCCGCGGGAAGUUGGUAAUUUCCUCACCAAAGUCCACACUGAAGCAAGCCGUGAUCAACCCUCUAGGGUUGGACCCUUGAGCGGUGUAAACUGGCACCAACCGCCCCAGCAAACGGGGCAUAAUAGCACUACAGGCUAUGGUGAUUAUAGUGACUACAACAACAAACCAUUGUACAAGCCAAAUGGAAACACCAACUACGAUGACUAUCACCGCAAAAAUGAUAGUGGCAGCGUGGGACCAACCGUGAUAUCCAACGGUGCUAGGCCAAUCCGUUCGACAUGGGCUCCACCAGCUCCCGGUCGCGAGGGAAGACUUACCACCCCAACAGGUGACAUGGAGACAGCCUUGCGCUACUUGAAGGAAAGUGCAAAGCGAGAUGAAUAUCAGACAGAUGCUGCAAAGCGAAAUGUCAGAUUCAAUGUGCCAUCAUGGCCAUGAACAACUAUCUAUCUGAUCUGAUGGUAAAGGGCUUUUAUUUCUCCGUUGGUUUGGUCUAAUCUCGCUCCUCUCUCUCUGUGUCUGUUAUCUCCUGUUUAGCUACAUGUCAAAGGCAUUGUGGUCUGAGUAACCUGUGUUGGUGACAUGCAUGCCUUGUGAAAUAAGUAAUAAAAUAAGCUUUCUUUCAGCAAUUAAUCCAGCAAUAAAUAUGUAAGGUUGUAUCUUUAGCUUAUAUAGUAAAUGGAGCUUAUGUUCCACUUUGUAUUAACCUGA